Molecule: messenger RNA, 1639 nt
Organism: Odobenus rosmarus divergens (Pacific walrus)
Lineage: Eukaryota; Metazoa; Chordata; Mammalia; Carnivora; Odobenidae
Gene: MMP27
Product: matrix metallopeptidase 27
Exons: 10
Coding region: 18-1559 (513 amino acids)
Biological process (GO): collagen catabolic process; extracellular matrix organization; proteolysis
Cellular component (GO): extracellular matrix
Molecular function (GO): zinc ion binding; metalloendopeptidase activity
Source: RefSeq, a predicted model, not a curated record
ACAGAAAAGAGAGAGGAAUGAAGAGCCUUCUGCUUCAAUUUUUGCUCCUUAUAACGUUUUCUUCUGCAUUUCCUACAGACCGAAAGAUGGACACUGAAGAGAACAUGCGGCUGGCCCAGGCAUAUCUCAACCAGUUCUACUCUCUUGAAAUGGAAGGGAGUCAUCUUGUUCAAAGCAAGAACAGGAGUCUCUUAGAUGGCAAAAUUCGGGAAAUGCAAGCAUUUUUUGGAUUGACAGUGACUGGACAACUGGACUCAAACACUCUUGAGAUCAUGAAGACACCCAGAUGCGGGGUGCCUGACGUGGGUCAGUACGGCUACACUCUCCCAGGGUGGAGACGAUACAACCUCACAUACAGAAUCAUAAACUACACUCCGGAUAUGGCACGAGCAGAUGUGGACGAGGCUAUCCAGAACGGCCUAGAACUGUGGAGCAGAGUUACUCCACUGACAUUCACCAAGACUUCCAAGGGGAUUGCAGACAUCAUGAUUGCCUUUAGGACCCGAGUCCAUGGCCGGUGUCCUCGUUACUUUGAUGGCCCCUUGGGAGUCCUCGGCCACGCCUUUCCUCCCGGUCUGGGUCUGGGUGGAGACACUCACUUCGAUGAGGAUGAAAACUGGACCAAGGAUGGAGCAGGAUUCAACCUAUUUCUUGUGGCUGCUCAUGAAUUUGGUCAUGCACUGGGACUCUCUCACUCCAAUGAUCAGAAAGCUUUGAUGUUUCCAAAUUAUGUCUCUCUGGAUCCUAACAAAUACCCACUUUCUCAGGAUGAUAUCAGUGGAAUCCAAUCCAUCUAUGGAAGUCUACCUAAGACAUCUGCUAAGCCAAAGGAGGCCAUUGUACCCCAUGCCUGUGACCCUGAUUUGACUUUUGACGCUAUCACCACCUUCCGCCGAGAAGUAAUAUUCUUUAAAGGCAGGCACGUAUGGAGGAUCUACUAUGAUAUCACUAAUGUGGAAUUUGAACUGAUCUCUUCAUUCUGGCCGUCCCUGCCAGGUGAUGUUCAAGCCGCAUAUGAGAGUCCCAAAGAUAAGAUCCUAGUGUUUAAAGAUGACAACUUCUGGAUGAUCAGAGGAUAUGCUGUCUUGCCAGAUUAUCCCAAACCCAUCCAUACACUUGGCUUUCCAAGACAUGUGACGAAAAUUGAUGCAGCCCUCUGUGACCACAGUGCCAGAAAAACCUACUUCUUUGUGGGCAUUUGGUGCUGGAGGUAUGAUGAAGUGACCCAAAGCAUGGACAAAGGGUACCCACGGAGGGUGGUGAAGUUCUUCCCAGGAAUUGGUCUCCGAGUCGAUGCUGCUUUCCAGCAUAAAGGAUUCUUCUAUUUCUUCCGUGGAUCAAAGCAAUUUGAAUAUGACCCCAAGGCAAAGAACGUCACCAGAAUAAUGAAAAUCAAUACCUGGUUUCGGUGUGAAGAACCAUUAAACACAUUAUCUGAUUUUAGUAUCAGUGAGGAAGGAGUCCAUUCAGGAGGAGCAGAGAUGUUUUAUCAUAAGAAUUUAAACUUGCUUAUUUUUAGUAUUGUUCAUGUGCUGAAAAAAAUCUAUAGUUAUCAAUAAAUUCAUGGACCAAAAAUAAACCUCCAGAGGUCUUUUAAUCUGAAUUCUGCUUCAAAGUGGAAUAGAACUAUUCUUUCACA